Messenger RNA from Ananas comosus (pineapple), 737 nucleotides. RefSeq names its product enhancer of rudimentary homolog. The coding region runs from base 106 to 420 and encodes 104 amino acids. The record is from RefSeq and is a predicted model, not a curated record. The transcript is spliced from 4 exons. Lineage: Eukaryota; Viridiplantae; Streptophyta; Magnoliopsida; Poales; Bromeliaceae.
CGCCGUUCUCCCUUUUGCUCGCCGACUGCUCUCUCUCUCUCUCUCUCUCUCUCUCACCAAAUCGAGGAGUAGAAAAAACAAAAUCUCUGCCCUCGUGCGGAAUCCAUGAUGGCUGAGAAGUACACCAUUAUUUUGAUGCAGACGUCUCAAAGUAGGGCGAGCAGGACGUUUCUGGAUUUUAAUUCGAUUAGUCAAGCUAUGGAUGAAAUCUGCAGGAUUUAUGAAAGGAAAGUCAUGGAUAUUAACCCAACGAUCCAGAACAUCAGCUACGACAUUGCUGAUCUCUAUAACUUCAUCGAUGGUACAGUGGAUAUAAGUGCACUCGUAUACGAUCGCUCAAUUCAGGCCUUUCUGCCGUACGACCGACAGUGGAUAAAACAAAAGAUGUUUCAACAUCUGCAGAAACGCGCCCGACAGUGAAAUAAAGCAAUCACUGGAUUUUGCUCAUACAAGUCAAACAAACUGCCCGUGUUCUGUACAAGAAAUGCCUUUUACAUGGGCUUUUUGAAGUUAAAAGUUCUUUUGAUUGGGAUUAGGGGAAAAAGUAAUAAUAAAACAGGAUUUUGCAUGUUAUGUAAACACAUUUCGGGAAUUUUUUAUCAGUUUUUGAUAGCAAAGGAACAAUAGAAACGUUUCAACUCGUUUUAGUGCAUUGUUAUGAGAAUUUUGUGUUUGUUUAAUUUCUAUAUUUUGUUUCGUGGUAAUCAAAGCUUUGGCUAAUAUGCAGCGUCUUAAAA